AUGGCGGUGCUGUACUUUUUCCGGGAGCCAGAGACCCUCUAUGACUGCGCCAGCUUCAUCUGCGGCCUGCAGUUCGUGAUGUGCUGCAAUGGGUUCAGUGGACGGGGCUCCGGGUUCGCUAUUACCCGCUGGAGAAGGAUCUAUUCGCUGGGCUUGGCAGGGCUGACGGUCCUCAUGCUGUUCGUCUCGCUGAGCGCACUGUUGGGGAGCGAGGAGAUCCGCAGGCGGAUGGCGGCUGCCGAUACGAUGGUGCUGAGCAUUGCGGCCCUGGAGGUGGUCAUGUCCACGCUGGUGUUUAUGGUGGCGGUGGUGUCCCUGCAGGCAGCCGCCCGCCGCCACCAGGGCAUCUAUGUGCGCCUCUCCGCGAUGGAUACGCUUCUGAUGCGGGACUUCGGGGCCAAUCUCAACUACCGGAAGCUGCUCAGGAAGAACAUUGUGGUGCUGGUGUCGGUCACCGUGCUCUACCUGGGGGCCAUCACAAGCGCCGUGAUCCAGAUGGCCAGCGGCAAGCGCACAUUGUUCCUGCUGUCCGCCUACUGCUACGUCUUCGUGACGGGCGGACCCCACUUCACCGGCUACGUGCACAUGAGUCUCGUCGAGAUGCUCUCCAUCCGCUUCCGGCUGCUGCAGAAGCUCCUCUGUCCAAGGUUCCUCGAGUGGCGAUUCCCGCAGCGGCAGCUCAGGGAGCAGCGCAUCCGACAGGCCGUGGCCAUGGUCCAGGAGCUCCAUCAGCUCAUACCGGAGAUCAAUGGGGUGUUCGCCUUCGUUCUGUGGAUGUCGAUGGCCCACGAUCUGGCCAUCAGCACCAGCGAGCUCUACAUCAUCUUCGGCAUGGGCGUGGCCAACAUGGAGGGCGGUCUCGAACACAACGAAACGGACCGGAAGCUGAAGCUGGAGCAGCACAAAGGCAGCCGCGUUCUGCUCGGCUACGUGGCCCUCUGCAUGGCCGCUCCUCUCUACAAGCUGCUCAUCGCACCCUUCUACUGCGAGCGCACGGUGCUCGAGGCCCGGCGGUGCCUGCGCCUCAUCGAGCACCUGGACAACUGGUACCCCAGCAGUCCCGCCAUGCGGCAGCUGGUUAACUCUCUAAUGAGCUGGCGUCUGCAGUCCCGCCAGCAAUUCACCAUCGGCUUGGACAUUCUCCUCAAUCGAACGGUCUUGACUCUGUUUGUCUCGAUUCUGGUCAACUAUCUGCUCAUUCUCAUCCAGUUUGCCAUGACCCAGAAGAUGGGCGAACACAUUGAGCAGCAGAAGGUGGCGCUGCAGGAUUGGAUCGGGUUCUAG
Drosophila guanche is the source of this 1284-nucleotide messenger RNA. RefSeq names its product putative gustatory receptor 57a (gene Gr57a). Gene Ontology annotation, biological process: sensory perception of taste. Gene Ontology annotation, cellular component: membrane. The transcript is spliced from 2 exons. The coding region runs from base 1 to 1284 and encodes 427 amino acids. The record is from RefSeq and is a predicted model, not a curated record. Lineage: Eukaryota; Metazoa; Arthropoda; Insecta; Diptera; Drosophilidae.